Molecule: messenger RNA, 666 nt
Organism: Ceratitis capitata (Mediterranean fruit fly)
Lineage: Eukaryota; Metazoa; Arthropoda; Insecta; Diptera; Tephritidae
Exons: 2
Coding region: 82-489 (135 amino acids)
Cellular component (GO): mitochondrion
Source: RefSeq, a predicted model, not a curated record
AAAAAUUUUUGAACUUUUUUAAAAUAAAUUAGUAUUAAAGCCAUUGAAAGUUUUGGAAAAAUAAAAAAAAAACAUAUCAUUAUGUUGCUCGGCGCAUCGAAAAUCACAAAUAUAACAAAAAGUGUGGCGCCUAAAAAAACCAAAGAUACCACUGCCGACUCUACAAAAAAUGACGCUUUCACACCACCCGACUUCCUACCAAUCACUGCUUAUCGGCCGUUAGACGAUCCGAAAGAGGUGUUCGGCCCCGGCGCUCACAAAUGUAAAGAAUACAAGAAUCCGGAAUAUUUUGCUUGUCAUCGCUUCUCAUUUUACGAACUACAGACUGCUACAUUGGAACUGGCAAAGAAUCCCAAGGGCGGCUUGCUGUACGAGGCAGAAGAAAGUGAUGAAGAUAAAAAAGCGGAAGAAGAAUGCGUGGGUAACGAUGGUGAAGUUGAGGUUGCAGUAACAGAGUGUAAGCGCCAUGAUACCGAUAAAAAGGACUGAAAGGUUCAAUAUUGGUGGACACUGUAUAAAGAUUUGCUUAUGACCUUUAAAGCGCAGCGCAAAAAGAAGAAAAUAUUUUUGUAAUAUUAUGUAUGUAUGUAAGCCGUUAAAUUAAUGAAUGUACGUUCAUGUAAAUUUAUUUACAAAAAAAAUUAAAAUUUUCAUGUUUGAAAAACA